AUGAAUCACGGGUAUUUAUGGGCCGUCACAAAAGCGGGUACACCACAAAGAAUAAACUCUAAAGAGAAGCCUGAAGCGAACGAGAUCUAUGAUUGGGAGGAUUUUCCUGUGCAUGGAGUCGGCGGUGAACCUGUACAUAUCAUAAAACUAGCCUCAACCCCCGAAGUCGUUUUUGCUAUUGAUCGAGGCGGGCAUGUCUACGUGUUUAGCACACAAACGCAUUUGGCCAUUCGACAAACCGUUACGACAUAUUCGAAUCAGAGAUGGUAUCCGGUGAUUGGAUGGUGUUCUCACACAUUACCCACCGAUCGUCCAACUUUCUCGAAUCAUGAUGGAACUCAACGAUUAACUUUUGAAUCGUUUUCAUUGAGAUCAGAUGGAUGGCGAUGGGAAGAACCGUGGCUUGUUGCACAGGAUUCAAGGCGAUUCGAUAAAGAGGGCUGGGAGUACGGACUAAAUUUCGGGCGCUCGAUCGACUGGACAUCUUCUCAAAAGUCAACUUCUUUUGUUCGGAGACGACUUUUCAAAAGAACAAUGAGAUUUGUGGCCAUCGAACACUGGAUACAAAUGGCGAUGACAAAUUCAGAGCACAAAUUUCUCGACCUUUGCGCCGGGAAUUUCGCAUCGGGAAGUGAGGGAGCAUUUGAUUUGUUUGCUUUAUCGGAAUUUGGGAGAAUUUAUCGACGAGAGGGUGUCUGUAGGAAUAAUCCGGAGGGAUCAAAAUGGGGUCAAAUCGAGGGGAUUUCAUCGAAUGACGGAGGUUUCGAGGAUAUCUCAGCAUUAGGCACCUCGGCAGCGCAUCGUUGUCUCUUGGUGUUGACAUGGGAUGGAAGAUUGUAUGCGAGAUGGGGAAUGACACCCGAAAGACCCCAUGGAAGGGGAUGGAUGCCGAUCAAUCUACCCGGUUCUCAACCGAUCACUGGCUUUGCUCUUGGCUACACAUCACUUUGGAUUGUUUCUGUUGAAGCAAAGAUCUUCACUUCAAAUGUGAGCGUCGAUCACAAAGGCAUUCAUUUGACGCAAACGAAUUUCCGAGAAGCCGGUGAAGCGAUGUGCCGGAUGAGUUGUUCGCGGAAUGAUCAGGUGUUCGCAAUCGCAAAUGGCACGGAAGUGCUACAUGUGAGAACGGGCGUUUGCCCCGAGGAACCAUAUGGGAAAAUUUGGACGCCGAUGGUGCAUCGAAAUGGAGAAAAUCGAAUGUUACAAGUGGACGCCUCAACGGUGAGCUUCACUCAUCGACGCAUCCCGAAAGCGUGGAUUGACGAGAAUUUUGCCCCGUCCACUCUCGAUCUCUCGCAGAUUCGUGAUGCACAAUGGAGGGUUAAGAUUAUUUCCGAACUCCGCGAGAUGAAUGACCGUUGUUGGGGUGUUUUCCAAGAAUCAAUCGAUGGACCAGAGAUAGAGAAUUUCGCGAGAACGGAUGAUCAAAAAUGGAGACUAGAGACAAGAGUGGCUGCAAUUAUUGCAAAUACAGGUCUUCUCAAUUGGUCGGAAGGGGUUUUUCAAUUGAGUGACACGGAGAUCCAUGUCACACUAAAAAGAGGAACCGUUUAUCGGAGACCGUUGGAAGAUUUGUGCGCAAUUUAUCCAAUUUCUUCUUCAAAACCCGCAAUUUGCGUAUCGAUGAGACCACUGUCGUCCAGUUCGUUGAUUCGAAUCGGUUUCUCAACAGACGAUGAAAGAGUUCAAUGGAUACAUGAAUUGGAAAAGGAAAUCCGUCGCUGUGCCGUCCUUCUUCCACGAGAUCGUCGCUCUCAAUGGGCUUUUUCCAUUCUCGACGAUGGAACGCCUCGCUGUCAUGUGAUCAGUCAAAUGCGAGCCGAUAAGAAUAAUACGCAAAUACCCGUUUCCCUUGACUCGGCUCCAACUCUUCUCGUUCCCGGACAUUUCAUUGAUAUUUCUGCAGGCAGUGAACGGGUUGUGUGGGCGAUCACGUCGGCCGGCCAUGUUUACGCUCUCGAGUCUCGUUAUGAUCCAUUGGAUGAAGAAGUUGAGCAUCAAAAGUACGCGUUUUUUCGCGGCUUUUUACCAUUCGAUGGCUGUAGUGGGAAUGUGUAUGCAUGGUGUGAUUUAUUUGGGAAACAAAAGGAUAAAACGAUGAGAUUGCCAAGAGGGUGGACGUGGUCGGACUUGGAGUGGAAACUCAAAUCCGAUUGGGAAUUUGGAGUGAGAUUGGAUGGAGAAUGGGGAGUGGCUGAGAAAAAGGCAAGUGCACGUCGACGGGUUUGGCAACGCGAACGAGUAUUCGAGACAUCGGGUCCAUGGAUACGGGUUGAUUGUCCUCCCGCAGAAAGUGUUCAUGUAUCAAGAAAUAAUGAUAUGAUUUUAACAUGGGUGAUCACGAAGUCGGGUGAUGUUUUGGUGCGUUUGGGAUGCUGUCGAGCUGGCCCACAAGGACAAGAUUGGUUUCAUGUAUCCUCGGAAUGGCCAAUUCGUCUCCUUUGCAUUUCGAGUGGAAAUCGUGUGUGGGCGCUCACGAAAUGCAAUCGUUUAUUGGUGAGAGAAUGCGCGAAUGCGGUCGAUAUCUACAAAAUUGAUUGGCGUGAGGUGAUCGUCGAGGAAGUGACUCUCUCAGAGAUCAUCGAAAUCACCGCCUGUUCGCGAGUGUUGUGGAUGCUGAGAAAUGACGGGAGGAUGCUUGGUGUUUGGCUGUUUUCCAGAAAAGUCCGGGUAUUUACUUUACCGAAUCCGGAACGAGAUCCCGCUUCGUCGGAUUACGGUCGAUCGAGACGGGAAUCUCUGGGCAAUAGGGCAACAAGAGAUUUACCGCAAAAAUGGAACAAUCCGGGAAAUUCGACGCUCUCGACCUCUCGAAUACGAGAUUCCGUGGGAGAAAAUCGAAAUGAACGACAUUUU
This is a messenger RNA of Mesorhabditis belari, 2856 nucleotides long. The record is from the annotation of a GenBank genome assembly. NCBI's taxonomy places the organism in Eukaryota, Metazoa, Nematoda, Chromadorea, Rhabditida, Rhabditidae.